Fusarium verticillioides 7600 is the source of this 3977-nucleotide messenger RNA. RefSeq lists its product as hypothetical. The record is from RefSeq and is a predicted model, not a curated record. Gene Ontology annotation, biological process: xenobiotic detoxification by transmembrane export across the plasma membrane. Gene Ontology annotation, cellular component: membrane. The transcript has 4 exons. Gene Ontology annotation, molecular function: xenobiotic transmembrane transporter activity; antiporter activity. The coding region runs from base 2294 to 3808 and encodes 504 amino acids. NCBI's taxonomy places the organism in Eukaryota, Fungi, Ascomycota, Sordariomycetes, Hypocreales, Nectriaceae.
CUCUGCCUCCCUAUUACCCGCUCACCUCCGUUCUCAGCUCUCAGCUUUUCAGCUUCUCUCUUUUCUUCCUGCAUUUCAAUCAUCUCUUCAGCCUGUUUUGACUGUAUCUCGCCCCCACGCUCACGCUCACGCUGCAACCCAAGAGAUCCUGAUUGAUUUAUAAGCUGCUUUGAAAUCACUGCAGAUCAACGAGGCUGUCAACGUUACGCGGAUCGAGAUGCCCGUGUCUCGUCAUUCAUGUGCAACAUGUCGCCGUCUGAAGAGGAAAUGCAUGAGAGAGCUGCCAUCUUGCUCCUUAGUACGGCUCAGAAAUGGGGCAGAUAUAGCCUAAAACUGACGGCUUACAGUGUCGGCGCCUAGGCAAGAAAUGUGAAUAUAUAGAACUUCCACCACCUCCAACUGCUCCUCCGCCAGAUGGAACAAGCCAGCCGUCUCUAUCAGAGCCCAACCAACCGUUUCCCUUGGCCUUCUUCUUGGAUCCAGAUCUCUUUACGCCGCUGACCACCAGCAAUGCAUUAGCACCUGGGCCAAGAGUCGAUCUGCAACAGAUUAUAGCCAAGCACUUAGAACCAGAUGACUUACCAGUCCUCUAUCACAAUUACUUUUCUUCAGUACAUGAGUGGCUUCCCAUGAUUAGCAGAAAGCGGAUCACACAUCCCGAUCCUUUCAGUCAAGAUGCUUGCCAUGAUCUGCUACUUUUAUGCAUGAAAAUAUGCACGCUCAGACCCAAUGGCCACCCUCCAUCUCAGCACCCGUUGUACAUGUUGGCAAAAACUCUAAGUGCUGCUGCUGAAAGUGCAGGCCUAGUUUCACUUCGCCUUGCUCAGUCCUUGGUGCUAUUAGCUCUCUAUGAAGCGUGCCAGGCUAUAUAUCCUGCCUGUUACCUCACCAUUAGUCGAGCGGCGAGACUAGGUAUACUAAUGAGUUGGCAUGAUAGAGAUGCACAGCAACUCUUCAAAUUUGCUGACUCCUGGUCUAAGCGAGAAGAACAGCGCAGAACAUGGUGGACUAUCUUUGUGCUUGACAGGUUCAUCAGUAUGGACACAAGUGGGCUGCCAUUUUCAGCUCCGGAGCCUUGCCCUGAUGAGCUGCUACCAGUCAACGAUGAAGACUGGGUUUUGGGUAAGACUGUUCCAAGCGAGCCACUGUAUACAGCAUGCUUCAGCUCCAUCACGACUCUGGGCUCCUUUGCUAGAACAUGCCAAGCAGCUCAUAUGCUCGGCAAGGUCGUUACACACAAACAUUUGAAAACCAAAUCUUCGCACGAUAUCCUACAUGUUGUCCAGGAAGCGCAGAGCCUUAAUAGAGCACUAAACUCGCUACAAAUUUCUAUUGAAGAACAAUCCUUGAGCAACGUUUCUUCUUCUUCGGCAUCCUCUUUGGCAUGUGCUUCCGCCAUUUGCAUUUGUGCCCAAGCGCUCCUAUACGGAGCUUAUGGAUGUCCUGACGCACCUGGAAUAACAAGUCGAGAACGUUUGACACACGAAACAGAAUUGCAGAGUAUUAGCGUUCAAGGCCUGAGAGCACUAGGUAGUACUUUGACCCCUAAACUGGCUCAGAUUCAGUCAGGUUGUCCUCUUCAAGCACGAUGUUUUUAUACCGCUUGUAGUGCGUGCUCAUGGUUUAUUCGGGAAGACAAUGAACCGCAGAUGAAAGAAGCGUUGGUGACUAUCGUGGAUGGUCUCAAAAGACUAUCUGAGCGUUGGCCAAUUGCGACCGAGUACCUUUCUCUGCUCGAUCAGGGCGGGAUUUUGCGCCUCGUUGAUGACAGCUCUGAGAUGGAUAUCACGUCUUGAAGUCUAAUGCUCCUUGGUAUUUCAACGGACUCUCAGGUCCAAAAAUCAUGAGAUGGUGCUCGAUAUGCGGUCCAACAUCAAGCACGGGGAAUGAUUGUGCUGGACAUCGACACCACGUGAUAUGGCUGGCCUCAAUUGAUCUCCGAACGGCAUGCCAUAAACCAGAAUGUCAAUCACGAGUCACGGUAUUCUCCAUCGGCGAAGUUCAUGUAAGUUCAUGAGUCGUCCAAAAGCAUCAGGCAAUUCUUAGCAAUUGAGUUCGUCCAAGUGGGCCUGUCAUUCUGCCUUUGGCCUAGCCUCCUCUUUUGGUUGCUGGGUCCGAAAUCGGUGGAUCACGUCUUUCUUUUCGCCUUUGGCAGAAGAAUUCUUCUUAUAAACAUCCUCUAUCCAAUUCGCCCUCCACUAGUGGAUCUCACAGGGCUCAAAAGCGCUAUUGCAGCUCAAGCUUUCAUCAAUUGAGCCGAGACUAACAGCAAAUACACACAACACAAGCGCCAAUGCCUUCGAGCCAACGUCGGCGCCGUGAGGGCCACCAAGACUCUCACUCUCACAUCCACGAUGGCGUGUUACACGAUGAGACUUCGCCUCUGCUUCCGAGGAUAUCAGAAGUCAGCGAAAAUGGAACCGCAAAGUCGUUGACCGACGUCCACAGCCUCUUGGCUGAGGCGAAACUGCUAUGCCAGUACUCUCUCCCUUUGAUCGCGACGUAUCUGCUUCAGUAUUCUUUUACUGUCAUUACAACCAUUGUCGCUGGUCGGUUGGGUGCUGAGGAAUUGGCAGCUUCAAGCUUGGGCUUGACAACGAUCAACAUCAUUGGGUUCACCAUCUUUGAGGGCAUGGCCACGGCUCUCGACACAUUGUGUGCGCAGGCCUACGGGUCUGGUCGCUAUACCGGCGUCGGAGUGCACAUCCAACGGAUGAUAGUGUUCAUGUCAAUCGUCAUGAUUCCUGUCGGCGCAAUCUGGCUAUGCUCGCACUGGAUUCUGCCAUUGCUUGUCCCUCAGCGAAGCCUCGCCUUGAAAGCUGCUUCUUUCUUGCGCGUCAGUCUCGUCGGACUUCCCGGCUAUGCAUUUUUUGAAGCUGGUAAGAGGUUUCUUCAGGCGCAGGGUGAAUUUGCUCCUGGAAUGGUCAUUCUCAUUAUUUGUGCUCCCGUCAAUGCUUUUCUGAGUUGGUACUUUGCCGUCAAGCUCGACAUGGGCCUCGAUGGCGCUGCUUUCGGUCAAGCCCUUGCCAAUAACCUUCGACCUGCACUUCUUCUGUUGUAUGUCGUCUUCAUUGGCAAGAAGUCUCACCGAUGCUGGGGCGGCUGGGAUGGCCGUGCUGCAUUUGCGUUCCGCGAAUGGGGCCCUAUGGUCCGGCUCUCUAUUGCAAGCACCGCCGUGAAUCUUGCCGAGUGGCUCGCCUUUGAGAUCCUCAUGGUCAGCACAUCUUAUCUCGGUACCCGCCACUUGGCUGCGCAAACAGUACUCAACACGCUCUCUAUUGUUACAUGGCACAUACCGUUCUCGAUCAGCGUCGCAGUCACCACUCGCUUCGGUCACCUGGUUGGUGCUGGCGCACUCAAGGAAGCACGACGUGCUGCAAUUCUAUACACUGGCGUCUUCACCGUGGUGGGUAUCCUCGACGGCGCAUUCCUGUAUGUGCUGCGAAACCCGCUUGCAGAUAUGUUCUCCGACGACAGUACUGUCAGAGACUUGGCCACGGGAUCCAUGGUUGCUGUGGCCUGCUUCCAGAUCAUCGACUCAAUCAUCUGCGGCACCAAUGGUGUGUUGAGAGGUCUGGCAAAGCAAUCCGUAGCUGCGUGGGUUGUGCUAGCAGUCAACUACCUUGCUGCCGUGCCAUUUGCCAUAUGGCUCGAGCUGGGAAGCCCAGACCUCAAGCUCGAUGGUCUUUGGAUUGGUCUUGGAAGUGGUAUGGUCAUCAUUGCGAUUAUUGAAUGUGUGUAUAUGAAGUGGAUAAGCUGGCAGGAUUGUGUAAACGAUGUGAAGGAGAGGGAGGAUGACGGAACAUAGAAUGUUUUCGUAAGGACUUCAAGCCCGGACUACAUAGACAAAAGUAAUGCAUCUUCCGUGGCUCUUCUCGGCCACAUAUCUCAACUCAGCAACACCCAUAGAUACCAGUGAUCUUCUAUCUCGCAUCAUUGAGAAUCAGACGCAUGAAAUACACCUUUUCUCCUUUCCA